UAUACGCCGCAGUGUUUUAAAAUGCGCCUUGUUGGCAAUUACAGAAUCUGGUGUAAAUCUUUAAACCUAUUGUAGUAUACGUAUACUUACGGGCAUUCGAGUCGAUUUUGGCGUUUUUCAUCUUUCUAUGUAGUGCUUUAAUUGUUUUCAAUACUUCGCAUAGCCGACCCAAAAACAGUCAAACUGUUCCAACAUAAAUUCAAACAAUACAUAUUUCAAUAUCAUAUCAUGAAAUCAAUGAAAAUUACCAGCUACCUAUUUCAUAAACAAUAAGACGAUUUGAUUGGCGCUUUCGUAUGCCUAAGGAAGUAGAUAUUAAACGCACUCGUAAAAAUAAAUAAACAUAAUAUUGUUUUGAACGAGAUUGGACUCAAAAUAACGACACUUCAAUCAAAUUUAAAUAUUAUGAUUUAUUUCGAUUUAUUUCCUUAUCGUAGUUGUUCACGCACACUCACGCAUAUUAAUUAUGUAUAUUAAAACAUUACACUCAUCACCGCCGCCGAACGAUAACGUUUAAUGUGAACGCGUUUUCGAUAAGAAUUAAUUUGAUCGUUACUAUACGACCACCGGCGAUUACCGCGGAAUCGAGAGCAUAGUACUGUAAUAUCAACAACAACAACAACAACAACAACAACAAUAUCGAAUGUCGAUAUUGCCAAUAGCGAUGUCGUUUGUACGCGGGCUGGCGGCCCAGGUGUCCGUGGAACCGGUGGUGCUGUUCUACUUCCUCGCGAUGGUGUACUCGGGGUGCCUGAGCACCAACCUACUGCUGUACAAAGCGUGCGACCCGACGGGUGCGAUGGCCAGCCAAGUGGGUUCGAAGUGCCAGGACGAGGCGACCGCGCAGCACGUGGUUGCGCCGAUCAACGGCUGGAAGGCGCUCGUCCAAUACCUGGUGCCCAUCGCGCUGGCCAUGGCCGCUGGCACGUGGAGUGACCGGCACGGCCGCCGACGGCCGCUGAUCGUGCCGCCGAUCGCCGGCCAGAUAUUGGCAGACGUGCUGUCACUGUACUGCACCGUCGUGUGGUCGGUAUCGCCGGCGCUGACGGCCGCUGCGCAGGCGGCCGCGCUGUCGCUGACCGGCGGCCUGCCAAUGCUGUUCAACGGCAUCAACUCGUACGUGGCCGACACGACCACGGACGAGUGGCGGACAGUCAAAUACGGCGUGGUCGGCGGUACAGUAGCCGUGGGUGGUAUACUGGGGAUGCUUUUUUACGGGUUCGUGGUGGUUAACGUGGGUUUCGUCGCCGCGUACGUAGUGUCCAUCGCCUUGGGCCUGACCGCACUCGCUUUCACGUUUGUGUUCAUCAACGACGACGGCGUCCGGCGGCGGACGUCAAACGCCGGUGACCAGCUUUCGCUGAACGAGGAUGUAGUCCAGGCCGUUAACCCGUUGGACGUGCUCCGAAAUUGUUACCGAGUGUUGGUCAAACCGCGUCCAAACCACGGCAAGUUGAUCUUGUGCCUGGUCGUGUUCGUGUGCGCACCGCUCACGUGCGUGCCGCUGGAGGGAGAAAUGUCUGUAAUAUACCUAUAUUUGAGGUAUAAAUUUCAAUGGAAUGAAGUAGACUUUAGUGUUUUCAAUGCUUACCAGAUGUCCGCCAUAUUGUUAGGCACAAUGUUUUCACUAGGGAUUUUAAGCUACAAAUUUCGGAUGAACGAUGCGUUAAUUGGUGCGAUUUCUUCGGUAUUUGAUCUUUUAGCAGCGGUCGCAUUCUUUUUAGUUUUCGAAUCAUGGCAACUAUAUUUAGUKCCACCGUUAGAGAUCUUUCGAGGUGCAGCUUUGGCGUUGACCAGUUCUAUUGCUUCGAAAUGCGUUGGAUCUGAGGAAUUGGGUUCUAUGAAUGCAGUGAAAUUAUUAAUGGAAAAUUCGAUGAAAGGUGGAUUUCUACCAUUAUACAGUUUUGUAUACAACCAUACAUUAGAAUCAACGCCCAGUGCAUUUUUUAUAAUCAGUAUUGUCCUAACAACUCCGCUUAUAUUCGUUUUUUAUCUGAUAUAUCACUUAAACAGAAACCAAAAAUCGUCCAUUGCAGUAGACGGCGGCGUCCAAAGUGAAAAUAAAAAACAAAAUACCGAAAUCGCACCAAUCAACAGCCACGACGUAAUUAGUUACCAUAUUUAGUGGAUUGUUUCUUGUAACAAUCACAAAACUUUUUAAGACUUAUUAUGUAUAAUAAUUAAAAAUAAGUAAUAUAAUAAAAUAAUCGUAAAUUUGUUCAAUUUUUUAACUACUU
This is a messenger RNA of Diuraphis noxia (Russian wheat aphid), 2237 nucleotides long. RefSeq names its product putative peptidoglycan muropeptide transporter SLC46. Gene Ontology annotation, biological process: transmembrane transport. Gene Ontology annotation, cellular component: membrane. Gene Ontology annotation, molecular function: transmembrane transporter activity. The record is from RefSeq and is a predicted model, not a curated record. Lineage: Eukaryota; Metazoa; Arthropoda; Insecta; Hemiptera; Aphididae.